AUGUCAUCGAAAGCACUUCGAAAGCUAGUUCCCAGUACAACGCGAUCAAAUCCUGCAUCAGUUAAGGUUUUGGUUAGUCGCUGUCAUUUCUCUGCUGUCAACGCUACUGUCAAAAAUACGCCAAAUGACCUAGCCGAUCUGGAACUGUCGUCUUUAUCUCUCAAGCCCCAAUCAGAUGAUGAAAAGGUCAAUAGAUUCGAUCCAGUCAAGCGGUCAGAAAAAAGGCGGAGGCAGCUCCCACCAAGUCGAUAUCAAUAUCGUUCUCCAAGAUACUACCGCGGACCACUUCAUCCCCAUCAGCCACCUCCUAAAACAGAUCCAGCAUCUCGAGAGUUUAUCCCAGGACCAUUCUCCUACACCAGACUUGAUCAGACCUACCAAUCGACAAUAGCUGCCGAUCUUAUGACAAUGAUGUAUGUGCAUAAACAGCCCGGAAUAAUCACCCCUCCCCGAGCAGAUAGAUUACGGACUUGGGAUGAAAGCUCGCCAUACCACAAGGGAAGACCCAAACGAGGUCCUCGUGGACCUGGUGAGGUCCUAAGUCUCACUGAGAAAGAUAUUCAUUGGAGAAACAUACCAAGGAUUGAAGAAAUCACAAUUCAUUCAUUUGUCAAAGAUGCAGCCAACGACGUAGCAUACUUACACGUUGCCGGUAUGCUGAUUCAGACCUUAACGGGAGUAAGAGCACAAGUUCAUGAGGCGAAAAGAAGUGUUUCCGCCUGGAAGCUUCGGCAGGGUGUUCCUAUCGCUCUUAGCGCUACAUUGAGUGGAGAUACAGCAUACGAAUUUCUUGACAAAUGUAUUCACCUAGUUUUCCCCAAACUCAAGGAUUGGCGAGGUGUCGCGGGAACCACCGGUGAUAGCAGUGGAAAUCUCGCAUGGGGAUUUAGCCCAGAAGGCGUAAUUCUUUUUCCCGAAGUGGCUAUCAAUUACGACAUGUAUCCACCAAAGAUGAUACCUGGAUUCCAUAUGGUUGUCAAAACUUCAGCUACAUCUGAUCGGCAAGCAAGACUUUUACUUGCAGCUUUAGGGGUCCCAUUUUAUGGCAAGAUGGUAGACUAG
This is a messenger RNA of Blumeria graminis f. sp. triticale, 1062 nucleotides long. Lineage: Eukaryota; Fungi; Ascomycota; Leotiomycetes; Helotiales; Erysiphaceae. The record is from the annotation of a GenBank genome assembly.